AUGAACCGAUUUCGCAAGACUAAGAAGGAGAAGGUGAAGGAAGAUGGCGAGGGGCCCGAAAGCAGCACAGUCAGCCUCAGCUCCAUGUUAUCGAAGAAGACGAAGAAGGAGGAACCCGAGGAGAAACAGGACUUCGACCUUUCCAGCGCAUUGCCCUCGACCGACGACUUUCGCACGAGUCUCCUGAUGCCCAAGUUAUCCGCACGCUUCAGCAUGCUACGAGAGCAAGAUGACCCGGAAUCGAUAAUCGGGAAAGCGAGUGAUGACAGUGUUCUCUUCCCGCGGCGUGCCUCGCGCCUGAACCUCUUUGGUCACAACCCAGGCCUGCUGGGGGAUAUCGACGAGGUCUCUAUCGACAGUCGUCGGCCAUCCAUCGCUCUCGGGCGCACACACUCCCUUGCCUCAGAGAACAAUGGCUAUGGUACGGACGACGAUCCCUCCCAACAAGGGAGCAUCAUGAGCAGGGCUCGUCGAGCCGAAGGCAACAACUUGUUCGGCGGACGGCAAAAGGUGUAUAAGAUUCCCUCCAAGGCGACAUCCUCAACCGGAGAUUCGGAGUCUGGACGCAUGGGUGGCCGUGCGCUCUAUGAGCACGAUCUGACCAUGUCUGCCUUUCAACGACUGAAGUUAAAGGAGCGCGAGGAGGCAGCGAUGGAUGAGACACAGCAAGAAAGCCCCUCCCAGGAGUCAGAAGACGCACUGUCUAAUUUUGGUUCCACGAAACGGACGACCUUUUCCUCGACUGCGUCUGGGCCUACGUCGAAUGCCCGCACAUCAACUGCGGCGACAUCUUUCGAUGAACAGUCAUUCAUUGCGCCCCCGUCGCAACCGGAGACACAGGUUUCCUCGUCCAAACCUCCGUUGCCCGGCAUGGCUCCCGAGCGUGGCUCCGUCAAAGCCCGCCGGCUUUACGGGCAAGGAUUAGCGCAAUCGGCCCAGAACCAGCAGACAUCGACCUUGCAACGACUCGAAAGUCUUAGCCGCCAGCGCGCAGGGGCCCCAGAGUUGCCUCCCCUGAACCGUGCCUUUUCCAGAAGCGCCACGAACUUACGCGACAGAUUGCAGCCACUCACCGUUGCCGAACCCGCCGCCACUUCCCGGCCAACCAGCCCUCCAUCGUUGCCCAGGUCGCCAGAGCACUCCACCAGGUUCAAUCCCAGGGAACCGCAAACUCAAGCAAGUUCUGCCUACGGAGCCCCUCCGUUGAGUCCCCCCGCUAGCGAGUACGAAGAUAAAGCCCCCUUGAUGGCCGCUCUACAUCCGGAAGAUCAUGGGAAAGCCACAGCAUCCGGCAUGUUCAACAAACCCAGCAGCAUGUUUGACGAAAGCCAGUUCACGCGGCGUCAAGUACAGAUGCACCAGGGAAGGGAGACGCCGCCUUUGGCGCGACUUCCACCGCUUCCCGUUCAAGCUAUUCCCCAGGAACACGCUGGUCGUGCAAGGGGGCUAUCCAACACGAGCUAUGUGUCCAGACCCGGCUCUGCAUCUUCUCAUUAUAGCGAGGCUCAACGCCCAGGGAGCCGGUCAAUUGUCCACGCCUCCCCGGCCAGGAAUGCCGAUGAGACAUUUUUCUCCAACCCCAGUCCUAGUGACUCCGAGGAUGAAAGCGGUGCCUCGCGCUACACCCCGGACGACAUUCAUCCGGCCCUUCGGCCCGAAACCCCGUCUAAACCCUCUACUCCCACGAGCGAACACCGGAGUCCUCUGCCUGAAGUUCGAUACUCAGACCUUGGGGAUCUGAAGCCUAUCGCGGAACACGAUAUUGUCGAGAACCGUCCCGAACACGAGGAUAUCCCCGAAAAGCCCGAUUCACCCACCUUGGGACCAGCCGGUCUGGGCCUCAGCGGCCUCGUCCGUACUCACCUACGAUGCAACAGCGAUAGGUCGUCCAUCUACCCGCCUCCUUCUCCUGGUCUCCCCCCGAAGCCUAUUGAGGCCGAGACGCCGGAAGAACCCGUCCUACAGCACCAGGCGGGCGCGCCAAACAGCUCGCACUGGCAAAGCGAGCUUGUGUCAAGACAUCGGCGCGAAGGGAGCACGGAGACACAGCGGGAACGCGAAGAGUUCGCCAACGAGCUGGCAGAGAGACGGAGGAAGGUGCAGGAAAAGCUUCGGGGAUUUGCAGAGGGCGAGAGCCGGUCGGCCAGUCCAGUCUCAGGCCGUCAGACGCCGGAUUUCACCCCCAGCAAGCCCGGCAAUGCCUUUUCCUUCCUGAAGAACAAGUCGAGCAAGCAGCAUCUGUUCCACCGGCAGGAUCAGAAGAAUGGGAGGGGCCUGAACCUGGCCAAUGCAUCGACCCCUGCUUUGGUAUCGGACGACUCGUGGCGUGAAGAGGAGGAGCGGCCAUCGUUCAGUUUCGCCAAGCACGCCAACUCUAGCUCGCCCCAUGUCGCUGCGGAGAGAUCCUUCCGGUCUAAGGUGUUCGGACGCAGUAGCCAGGACGAUUCGCGCGAGUCCAGCCGUAGCCGUGGUGCCUCUCCACACUCCAGCUUCCGGUCUCGCCGCGAUCGCUCGACCUCGGAUGCAUCUGGUCGGUCUAAGAGUCGCACGCGGCGAGACCGCGAGGGAUUGGAGACCCUCGAAGAGGUCGCUCACGGUGCCCACAAGCCCUUUGCGUUUCCCGAUUACGAUCACCACGGAUUGGCCUCUGUGCCCUCUUCCACUCGUGUCUCCGCCGAAGUCAUGGAGCCCGUCAUGUACGAUCGGUCCUCCUCUGCCGCGUCUGGACGGUAUCGCAGUGACAGUCGAUCGGCCGUGUCGAGCUACCACGAGCGCCCCUUCUAUCCCCCAGGCCCAGCGGCCAGCACGACCUCUCUAAUCGGGGCUGCCCCGCGGCCUUCGCCCAUCGCUCCCUAUUCCGCCAAUGCCACGCCCCCCUUGGAGGACGUGUCUCAGGGCGCCUCGUUGACCCCCGUGCUCACCAACAGCAGCACCCACACUGCGCCUCCCCAGCGUGCUCUGGGAAAUAACGGUCUUCAGAAGCGGAUGGUCAGUAAGGCGCUAAUUUCGGAACCCCGGUUUGUCUCGUGCACCUCGAAUGUCCCAACCGUCGGCCUUCCUCCCGGCGCCAGCUUGAGCAACGGCAUGCAAACGCCGCCGAUUCCACCCAUGAACCCCCGCCGUCGCCGUCAGACCACUACGCAGACCAUUCUCGGUGCCCUGAAGGGCGAAAAGCACGAGUCGCAGUAUGCCCCGUCUCUGGAUGCCGCCAUGAUGGAAGAAAUCAGCAAUUUCUCCGACGACGGCGAGAAGCGGCCUCGAUCCCGAGCCCGGCUUCGCAAGACGUCCAGCGAGGGAGGCAAUCUGAACGCAAAGGCGCGACAGCAGCUUCAGCAGCUCAUGUCUGAGGCACCCCCUGCCGUUCCUUCCUAUCCCCCGCCGAAGAUCCCCAUGGAUGGCGGGAUGUUCUAA
This is a messenger RNA of Aspergillus ibericus CBS 121593, 3411 nucleotides long. RefSeq lists its product as uncharacterized. Bases 1 to 3411 code for a protein of 1136 amino acids. Lineage: Eukaryota; Fungi; Ascomycota; Eurotiomycetes; Eurotiales; Aspergillaceae. The record is from RefSeq and is a predicted model, not a curated record. The transcript has a single exon.